GGUUGUGUGUGUGUGUGUGUGUGUGUGUGUGUGUGUGUGUGUGUGUGUGUGUGUGUGUGUGUGUGUGUGUGUGUGUGUGUGUGUGUGUGUGUGUGUGUGUGUGGUGGUGAAUGAAGGUCACUGCAGGGGGGGUGGUGCAGAGACGAGCUGAUCAAUGUUCUCUCUGCCGCUGCUCUGCUGCAGUCGCUCGGCCACUGCCCCUCCAGGCUCUGUCUGUCUGUCUGUCUGUCUGUCUGUCUGUCUGUCUGUCUGUCUGUCUGUCUCUCUGUCUCUGUCUCUGUCUCUGUCUCUGUCUCUGUCUCGCUCUGUCCCUGUUCUGGAACCCUGAGAUGUGGUCCUGUUCUAGAACACACAGAUGUUCCAGAGCCAGAGAUGGCAACGUUUUGCUAUAGCUGGUUUUAUGUCCCCAGUAGAUCAUUCUGCUGUUAAAAUAGUUUGGUAAAAUCAUACAGAACAUUAUAGUUGAAAGUAUUUUAAUUGCAUGGAAAUAGCAACACAUCAUUGUGUCUAUCGUUGUAUAUCUGUGUCCUAGAACCUAGAUAUACAACGAUAGAUACAUCACAUGGAACCUAAUUCCAUAUCCCUUCAGGGCAGAGUGAUUACAGGAGCUCUGGAGAUAUUGUCCGACCUUGGUUUUGGUGGUUCAGGGAUCGUGUGGACAAACGUCAGUUUGUGGAAAUUAGUUCUGGUGUUUUCCUCCUCUGGUGAACAAUGGAUCAUUCAUUGUGUCGCCUGAACGCUGAAGACACAUCUGUUGUUCUGAAACCGUCAUGAGACGCUCUAUUCAUCAGUGGUGGCAGAACACAGAAAGUUAUAUCUUAUUCUGUUUGUUGUGUUGCAACAGGCAUCAUUUAUACUCUCUGUCUCUUCGUCUCUCUCUCCAUCUCUCUCACUCUCACUCUCACUCUCUCUCUAUUGGCGUGGGAUAUAACAAUAUUACCGAUAAGUGUUGCCUUUUGAUCAGGGUUAGUUUCUCAAUCUCUGAGAGUGAGAUGCUGUGAUGAUGGGGGUCGUGUUUUAUUAAUGUUCAGAGCUGGGAGGACGUGUCCAUCAGUGUGAGGAGGAGAGGACACGUCGGAGCUAAAAAUAAUGAAUAAUAUAAAUAUAAUUAUAUCCUACGAUAUGCUGCUUUCACCACACACUCGUUCCUACUUGUUGAGAACAAUGGAAGACCAGUGUUCAACUUUGCAUAUCUCUCUCUCUCUUAUCUAUAUAUGUUUGUGUGUGUGUGUGGUCCAUUGUACUUGUCAGUAUUUUUCCGUUGAACCAUUGAAGGCCUUUUCUGAGAGCAUGAGAGCAGAUUUGUGGUUCUGUUGGUUCUUUAUCCGUGGUCGAUUGUAAGUCCUUUGCAAACGACAACACACCAAAAAUUACUCUUUGGACGUAAUCUCGUGUGUGUGUGUGUGUGUGUGUGUGUGUGUGUGUGUGUGUGUGUGUGUGUGUGUGUGUGUGUGUGUGUGUGUGUGUGUGUGUGUGUGUGUGUGUGUGUGUGUGUGUGUGUGUGUGUGUGUGUGUGUGUGGUGAUUAGAAAUACUGAAAUUCCAGGCUGCCUUAGUCGGCUUGCCACUCUCCAUCUCUCUCUCUACCUCUCUCUCUGCCUCUACCUCUCUCUCUGCCUCUACCUCUCUGUACCUCUCUCUCUGCCUCUACCUCUCUAUCCAACUCUAUAAACUCUCAACUCUCUCCCCUUCUCACAGUUUCUCUCCACAUCUCUCACCCUCCUUCUCCACAUCCACCCUCCUCUCUCACUCCUUCCCUCCCUCUCCUCCGUUCUCUCUCGACCUUAGUGACCACCUCGCUCCACCUCAGAAGCGCUGGUUGGCUGUGGUCUGUCAGAGCCCUCUUUCUGGAUUACUGGGCUCAGGUCCGGCCCCUUAGAGCCCUCUGGCCCCUCAGAACAUGCGCUUAGUGUUAGUUCUCCUCUGUGAUGAGGCUGAUAUCGUCGCUAUUGUAGAUGGUUAUUGAACGAGCGUUGAUGAUUGGUCUGUCUGCAUUUGGCUGAUUAUGAUGAUGGAGGAAAGGCUGUGAAAGAGUUCUGUGGGGGUCUUGACUUUGGAGAGGAUCAGGACUUUAACUUCCCAAGAGUUGGUUUUUCCUCCAUGUUCGGUCCGUUGUACGGUAAACAACGUAUGGAGAAACACGUAAUCUCUGAACAAACUACCCCAGUGUGAUCCGGAGGUCUGGAGAACCCGGACUUUACCUUUCACUAAGCGUUUAUUUUCCUCUUCGGCGAUCGGGUCGGAUUAAAUUUGGUAAAUGAUGGCGGAGACACACUCCCUGUGAAAAACUGCUUUCUGGGGACCUGAGUUAGUGGUAAAUCCGGGACCUCCAUUUUGUUGGGUGCGGAGGACUCAUGGCCGCCGCCAGCUUUCGGACCGGGGCUGUACCCGGGACCCCCCAGUCCGGCCGCCACACGGGGGGGUCCGGUAUGGGGGUGGUGCCUGGUACGGGGGGGACGGUGGGGCCCGGUACCGUGUCAGAGCGCCGGUGGAUAACCGGGUCCAACAUGGAGGACAGCUUUGAGUUUCUGUUCAACGGGACGUUGAACAAGAUCAAGAGCCACAAAAUGAACCUAAACCUCAAGGAGGAGCUCCGGAAGCUGCGGGAGGAGACCAACGUGGACCUGCUGCGGCAGGAGCUGGAGAAGGAGAGAGGGAAGCGGAUAGACCUGGAGCAGAGGAUGAGCGAGGUGCUCCGGACCAGGUUAGAGGACUCUCCACCACAGCCACCCCGUAAGCAGCAAUCCCCCACCAACACCCGGACAGACAAGCCCCAGCGCGAGGAGUGGAGCUCGCGGUUCCAGCGCUGGUGGUACGACCGCUUCGGGGUCUACAUGGAGGACUUCCGCUUCCAGCCGGAGGAGACCACAGUUGAGGCAGAGGAGCCGCUCAGCGCUAAGAGGCUGACUGAGAACAUGAGGCGACUCAAGCGCGGGGCGAGGCCGGUCACCAACUUCAUGAGGAACCUGUCGGCGCUCUCCAACUGGCACUCCGUCUACACCUCGGGCAUCGCCUUCAUCAUCUACAUGAACGCAGCGUGGCACGGCUGGGCCAUGCCCAUGUUCCUCUUCCUGGCCAUCCUCCGCCUCUCCUUAAAUUACCUCAUCGCCAGAGGUUGGAGGAUCCAGUGGAGCAUUGUGCCUGAGGUCUCAGAAUCUGUGGAUCCUCCAAAAGAAGACUUGACUGUUUCUGAGAAAUUCCAGCUAGUUCUCGAUGUUGCUCAGAAAGCACAGAACCUCUUUGGAAAAAUGUCAGAUGUUUUGGAGAAAAUAAAAAAUCUGUUCAUGUGGGUGCAGCCUGAGAGCACCCAGAAGCUCUACGUGGGUCUGUGGGUGGCCUUCAUCACCUCCUGCCUGCUGCCCUACAAACUGAUGGGCUUCAUGAUGGGCCUGUACGCUGGUAUUAAGUUCUUCAUCAUCGACUUCAUCUUCAAGAGCUGUCCCAAGCUGCGGGACAAAUACGACACGCCCCGCAUCAUCUGGAACAGCCUGCCCACCGACCCACAGCUCAAGGAGAGGACCAACGCCACCGUGUCUAGACGGGUCCAGCCCGUGGUCUCUCGUGGCAGCAUCGCCACCAUCCCGUGCGGCGUGGCGCGGGACGAGGAGGCAGGCCGCUCCCACAGCACCAAGAAGGGCGCCUUCCACGAGAUCUUCAACCUGGCGGAGCUGGAGCGCCCUCUAGCGGUGUGUGAGAACGGCUGGAGGUGCUGCCUGAUCAACAGAGACCGCAAGAUGCCGACGGACUACAUCAGGAACGGAGUGCUGUACGUCACAGAGAAUUACCUAUGCUUUGAGAGCUCCAGUUCCCGCUCAAGUUCCUCCAAGAAGAAUAAAGUCAUCAAGUUGAUCGACAUCACAGACAUCCAGAAGUACAAGGUCCUCUCCGUCCUACCAGGAAGUGGAAUGGGCAUCUCCAUAGCAACCCCCGCCACUCAGAAGCCGUUGGUGUUUGGCGCCAUGAUCCACCGGGACGAGGCGUUCGAGGCCAUCUUCACCCAGUACAUGAAGAUCAUGACCACCCCCAAACCUCCAGGCAACCCCGAGCUCUAGCCCGGCACGGCCCCAGCCACAGAGCCCCUGGCUGGGCUCCACGGCAGGGCCCGGGGGGGGGUCCACUCUGGAGGAGGAGGAGGAGGAGACGCCCUGCAGAGGGGUCGGACGUCCGAUGGUCACAUGGUCCUGCUCAGAGGAGGAGGGGGCUGGGCGUAGGGUUUGGGGGAAUGUUCAGACAUGAAUGGGAUCGGUUUAACAAUGGAGGGUGGGGUGGGGUGGGGGGGGGGAGAGCUAUGAGACAGGUGAGACUGUGGUUCUGACUAAUCAGGAAAGAGAGGGAGCUGGCUCUCCCGCUCUAGCGUCUGAAUGGCCGAGCGGCGGAGUGGCGGACACGAGGAUACACUGGACCAGCGCGUCGCUUGGCCAUGUUUUUUUUUCUUCCUGUGCGAUAGUGUGUGUCGGGUGAUUUCUGAUUGGUUCGCUUAAAAUCUGCCGUUUUGUGUUUGACGCAGAAUAAUUGUGUUUGACGCAGUGGCCGUUGUUUCAAGAACCACUUUGCCCAACCACGUAACUCACAACUCUCCAGUUUAAUGUGGAAAAAUACAGUAUUUCAGUUUAGAUUCAUAUGGACGACAAAACAUCAUCUUCUGGCAGUUAAAAACGCGUCAUUACGCGACUUUGAAAUAGCUUGACGCUAUUGUGGAAGUGUUGGUACUUUGAGCUGUGGUCGAUUUCUUUUGUGUUUAUUAAGCUUAGUGCUUGAACAGGAUUCUCUUUCUGAGGGUUCCCUGUCGUCUCAUGAUUACUCUUUCUUUCUUCAUCACAUGUGAAAACAGAGUUCGGUGGUGUGGUUGUCCGUGGAACUCAAAAGCUAAAACAAAUGCUCCUUUUUGCAUCUCUAUGGUGUUUGUUAAUUUAUGAUGCUGAAACACGUCUGUUUUUCGAAAUGCCUUUCUAUUGUAAACUUUUUUUUUUUUUUGGGGGGGGGGGGGGGGGGGGGUUGUUUUCUAACAAGCUUUUGAGUUCGGCAGUCUUAACUUACUGCUGCCUCGUCUGUUUUCUGAAGUUCUUCCCAAGAACACGUGGAAUGGAUCACUGGAAUACCUACGGCUCCGUCCACGAGUCGCACUCAAAGCUUUUCUUCUGUCCGAUGCGUCUCGUCGAGAUCUGGUUGUGAAUAAUUUCAUGUGACUGUAAAUCAAAUGCAUCCGCGUUCGUUUUUGAUAUCGUUUCGUAAUUAUUCACGACGGAGGACGGAGCGUUUGUGUGCAAAAUUUGUAAGCGGUGUCAAAGUGACGUGUUGAACGAGUCUCUGUUGAUCCUAAAGUAUGGCCUAGCCUCCGUUCUUCAAAGCCCACCAAACUACGGAACAUACCGGACACUUCAAAGGCACUUUACCAUGAGCAGCCAUUCAGGGGAGCAGAAGCUGGUCUUCUGGCUGACCGGAGAAUGGUUUUCAUAUGCCAACCUGUACGACCACUGACUGGAUCACUGGAAGUUCUGCUUCAAUGUGUUCAGCCCGUCACAAAUCUAAAACAGUAUACUAGACCCGGCCUGAGUUAUUUCAGGCCGUCACCGCUUGUGGUUCUAGAGCAAAUAGAUAAAUAGACAAAAACUUAAAAUGACACCCGUCAAGGUUGUGAACUGGGUAUGAAGUUGCCUUCGCUGCAACAGACCGGUUUCCACGGGCCAAAUAGAUAUUAAUGUAACACUGUAAAAACCUAUAACCAAGUUCUGGUAAUACGGACCGUUCUCGUAAUACAGAACGUUCGAUUAUGAGGACGUAAUACGUUUCACAUAAUCUCGGAAUACGUUUUACACCCUGGCCUGUGUCGAAUGGGCUGCCUUGAAAACUGGAGAAUCCACAAGUAUUUUUUCGUUUAGGGAAUAAAUUAGAAACAUUUAUGGGAGCCCUGCUUGACAGGGGAAGGUUAUCAUAUCUAGCUCACUGUGUGUUGACUGGGUGGCAGAAUCAGAAUGAAUUCAUAGCUCAAAUCAAGGCUGAAUUUGGAAUCUGUUGAAUCAAUGUGUUUAUUUAUAGUCUCAUUCUACAGCCAGAACCUAUAGUUUGAUUAUUUAGUGUCAUUCUAUAUAGGCUGAAUUUAUAGUUGGAAUAUAUAGACUGAAUCUACAGGUUCAAUCUAGUUUGAACUAUAGGUUGAAUGUAUAGUCUCUGAAUCAACGGGUUGAAUCUAUUGUCUUAUUCUAUAGACUUAAGCUAUAGGUUGAUUCUAUAGGCGGAAUCUAUGGUUGGAACUGUCUCAUUCUUCAGUCAGAAUCUGUAGCUUAAAUCUAUAGGCUGAAUCUAUAGUUUAAUUCUAUAGUCUUAAAGCCUUCAUCCGAAGCCUUUUCGUGUCUCUGAACUUAUCUCUGAGUGGAGUAGAGUUUGGCUUUAUGAAACUCCGAGGAAGCACAGAAUGUAACAUGUUGCAUAUUAAAUGUAAUGCACCAGAUUACAUGUAACCUGUAA
Gadus macrocephalus (Pacific cod) is the source of this 6464-nucleotide messenger RNA. RefSeq names its product GRAM domain containing 4a (gene gramd4a). Bases 2354 to 4051 code for a protein of 565 amino acids. Gene Ontology annotation, biological process: apoptotic process; negative regulation of toll-like receptor 9 signaling pathway. NCBI's taxonomy places the organism in Eukaryota, Metazoa, Chordata, Actinopteri, Gadiformes, Gadidae. The transcript is spliced from 17 exons. The record is from RefSeq and is a predicted model, not a curated record.